Molecule: messenger RNA, 3021 nt
Organism: Punica granatum (pomegranate)
Lineage: Eukaryota; Viridiplantae; Streptophyta; Magnoliopsida; Myrtales; Lythraceae
Source: RefSeq, a predicted model, not a curated record
GAGAGACCCGACCUCGAUUGAGCUCACGGCAGGGAGACAGAGAACGGCACUACCCACAGAAGAACAGCAAGAGAGAGAGAGAGUCAUAUACGAUUCUUCGCCAUAGUCGUCAGCUUAUACCUUCUCUCUCUGCAUUUCCUUCUCUUCCUCCAUUGAUUCUCUUCCGCUGCAGCACUCUUCAGUCAAAUUCGGUGGAAUGUCCCUCUUUGUGAUGUGCGCCUGAAGUCUCCGCGUGGCGAUUCAGUUUGCUUCCCUGAGGCGAGCUCGUUGGCGGUGAAGUACGAGCUGGGGUUUUGGGUGUUUGCGAGAUCGGACGGGCAGUGGUAGUCCGUCAUGCUGUCGAAUCACCUGCAGAACGGGAUGGAGACCGCCAGGCUGGUCUGGUCUCGCCUCCCGAACACGGAGGACGGCGAGUUCGAUGCCAUAGGCAUCUCGAAGAAGAGCGAUGGGAGCAGCGUCGAGAGUCUUGACUACGAAGUCAUCGAGAAUUAUGCCUACCGGGAAGAGCAGGCGCAGAGAGGGAAGUUGUUUGUCAUAUAUCAAGUGGCUGUAAAGUGGUUCUUCGCGUUGCUCAUCGGAAUUGGGACUGGAUUAGCUGCCGUUUUCAUCAAUAUAUCUGUAGAGAACUUUGCCGGAUGGAAGUUUUCACUCACUUUCGCAAUAAUACAGAAAUCAUAUCUGGCCGGUUUCCUAUUAUACGUUCUGUUCAAUUUGCUUUUAGUCUUGUCUUCUGUAUAUAUCGUCACGCAAUUUGCACCAGCAGCAGCUGGUUCUGGAAUUCCUGAAAUCAAGGGUUAUUUGAAUGGAGUUGAUAUCCAUGGUAUUCUUUUCUUCAGAACUUUGAUUGGAAAGAUAUUUGGAAGCAUAGGUUCUGUCGGAGGGGGUUUAGCUCUUGGUAAAGAAGGUCCUCUUGUCCAUACGGGUGCUUGUAUUGCGUCCUUGUUUGGUCAAGGUGGCUCCACAAAGUAUCAUCUAAGUUCCAGGUGGCUACAAGUUUUCAAGAAUGACAGGGAUCGGCGUGAUCUUGUAACUUGCGGAUGUGCAGCUGGAGUUGCAGCUGCAUUCAGAGCCCCAGUUGGUGGUGUUCUUUUUGCCUUGGAAGAAGUCACAUCAUGGUGGAGGAGUCAACUUAUGUGGCGUGUUUUCUUCACUUCAGCAAUUGUUGCUGUUGUGGUGCGUACAGCAAUGGGAUGGUGUAAAAGUGGAAACUGUGGACAUUUUGGCUCUGGUGGCUUCAUAAUAUGGGACAUAUCAGGUGGUCAAGAAGAUUACUCAUUUCAGGAACUACUGCCAAUGGCCAUCAUUGGGGUUAUUGGGGGUCUUCUAGGAGCAUUGUUUAACCAGCUUACACUUUAUAUAACUUCCUGGCGUCGAAAUUAUCUGCACAAGAAAGGAAACCGUGUUAAGAUAAUUGAAGCAUGUCUCAUCUCCAUUUUGACAUCAAUCAUAUCCUUUGGGCUGCCAUUGUUAAGAAAAUGCACUCCCUGCCCUGAGGCAGAUCCCAGUUCUAGCAUUGAAUGUCCACGCUCUCCCGGAAUGUAUGGAAAUUAUGUAAAGUUCUACUGCAGCAAGGACCCGGAGUAUAAUGAUCUUGCAACUAUAUUCUUCAAUACUCAGGAUGAUGCAAUAAGAAACUUAUUUAGUGCAAAAACAGUUCACGAGUUUAGCGCGCAGAGUCUACUAACCUUUUUGGUUAUGUUUUACACUUUGGCCGUUGUGACAUUUGGUUCUGCUGUUCCAGCUGGUCAGUUUAUCCCAGGCAUAAUGAUAGGAUCGACAUAUGGCCGACUUGUUGGCAUGUUUGUUGUCAACUUUUACCAGAAGCUUAACAUUGAAGAGGGAACGUAUGCUUUACUUGGAGCCGCUUCUUUUCUUGGAGGUUCAAUGCGAAUGACAGUCUCGCUUUGUGUAAUCAUGGUUGAAAUAACAAAUAACUUGAAACUGCUGCCUCUCAUCAUGCUUGUUCUUCUCAUAUCGAAGGCAGUAGGUGAUGCAUUUAAUGAAGGUCUAUAUGAAGAGCAGGCUCGGUUGAGAGGCAUACCGUUGCUGGAAUCAAGACCUAAGUAUGAGAUGCGUAAGAUGACGGCAAAGGAGGCUAGUGGAAAUCAGAAGGUGGUCUCUUUGCCUCGUAUUGCUAAGGUUGCUGAUAUUGUGUCUAUUCUGCGAAGCAACAAGCAUAAUGGCUUCCCAGUAAUAGAUCAUGCUAGAGGUGGAGAAACGCUAGUUAUUGGACUAAUGCUGCGCAGUCACUUACUGGUGCUUCUGCAGUCUAAGAUAGAUUUCCAGCACAGUCCUUUACCCUCGGAGCCUCGAGUUGGAGCCAGGCAAAUCAUGCACAAUUUCACCGAGUUCGUGAAACCAGUUUCCAGUCGAGGUCUAUCGAUAGAGGACAUACACCUAGGCUCUGAUGACUUAGAAAUGUACAUUGAUCUUGCCCCAUUUUUGAACCCAUCUCCUUAUGUUGUCCCAGAAGAUAUGUCUUUGACAAAGGUUUACAAUCUUUUCCGCCAGUUGGGAUUAAGGCAUAUCUUUGUAGUGCCCCGAGCCUCUCGUGUGAUUGGUUUGAUCACGAGAAAGGAUCUGAUGAUUGAAGAGCAGGAAAAUGGGGAGUUGGAUAACGUGGAGCUACAAUCGACCAGUGUAAGAGCUCGACGGCGGGAUAAAAGAAUGACAAGUGCAGAGGUGGAGGAUCCACUUCUCAAUGGCCUCCUCCAAAACCAUUCAUCUAGUAGAAGCUAAUAAAAGAUUAAAUGUAUUCUUCUUUUUUCUUUUUCUUUUUCCAAAUAUAUAUAGCAGCAUUUCAUUAGCCAUAGGAAUCGAGGUCCCUGAUUUUCUUCCAUUGAAAUUUACCCCCACCCGAUAAGGGGGAGAAGGAUUGCUCGAUUAAUUCUUUUGGAAGACUAUAAAAUUUUCCAUCAAGACGGCCGAGUUUGCUGCCAGUGUGCCCUGUAUUGACUUGACACUGCGAUCCAGCAGAACUGGUAUAUAAUAUUAUGAUGUGGAGAUUACGAAUUCAGUCUA